Messenger RNA from Exaiptasia diaphana, 2026 nucleotides. RefSeq lists its product as uncharacterized. NCBI's taxonomy places the organism in Eukaryota, Metazoa, Cnidaria, Anthozoa, Actiniaria, Aiptasiidae. The record is from RefSeq and is a predicted model, not a curated record. Bases 833 to 1465 code for a protein of 210 amino acids. The transcript has 4 exons.
CUUCCCACAAUGCUUUGCGGCACGAAAAGUAUGCGAGAAGAAUGGAAAAGAGUUUCCUACAAAACGUCUUAGAUAACAUGUUCAUGGACUUGUUUUGAUGGUUUGAAGUCAGCCACGCCAUUUGAGGGGGCAAAAAAAACAGUUUGAAAUGUACGUGUUACAUCCCACUGUUACGACUUGAUUAUAGACGGAAUGGGCCGAUAAGAGGAGGAAGGAACAAAAAACAAUUGACGUUCUCAUUCUUGGAUUAAAGUGCUGGCAGGUGAAACUGCAUUAUUGGCAGAAAAGUCUAAACCAGUUUAAACCUAUGUAUUUCUCGUCCCAUUUCCCUCACGAUUUCAGCCUCGUUAUCAUGUCGACAACCAUCUGCGCGUCCAUKCACCUGCGAAUAAAGAGCCCUCAGUUUCCGGUUUGCCGAAAAGCUGCAAAAAAGUGGAAAAUCUGUCAGAUUCGACCAAUUUAUUCUCACAUCAAUUUGUCGUGGCUUAGACUAGUAAAUCAAGAAGAUUUGGUAUGAUCAAAGCCCGUUCAUUGCGACGGAUAAUCCAUUAAUCAUCCCCUUGUGACAUAACGCUCCAAAAAAUAGAAUGAGCUAGGAAAUUACUUCUCGACUCGAAAAGGAAUUCUCUGUUUGAAUAUACUAAAAUAUUGACACGCUCUCUGUUGAUAAAGAUUUGAUGAGCAGGACAAUUUAAAGAAACGCUGACUACGGCAUUAGCAUUCAUUUUAAGUGGACUGCUUCGUUUAAAAAAGGUCUACCAUACAAUAAAAGAUUGGCCGAGAGAAAGCGACUGAAAAUAUCCUUAAAGUGUUUUCACGUUCAUUUAAUCUGAUGUCGAACAAGACUGCAACAGACACCCCAUUCUAUGAUUUAGGACUAGGCGUUCCCUUGUGGGUUAUAAUAGUAUGGGCAGCUGUUGGCUUUCUUCUCGUCACCAUGAUAGUUGUUAUUCUGUAUGUCUGCCAUACCAGGAAGAGUGUCGAUGCUGAUCAAAGCGACGUGGAAGAAGAAGAAAUUAUGCGACAAAGGUCCUUCACAAUGAUUGAAARCUAUCCUCAAGGUUACAUAGAAGAACUACAYACAGUMAAGCAAUCGAACACAGCCAUCUUCCCGCCACCUUUCGUCAAUAGCACGAGAAUUCCACGAGCUACUGAAGUCAAAAUGAUUGAAUCAGAAAACGGUGUUGUAAAGAAGAAUGAACCGAAUCACAUCGCUAUUGAUAACACAGGACUAACGCUAGAUGAACUAGCCAUCUCGAUAAGUAAUUAUGACGAUGAAGACUWUGAAUUCUCUGACCAUCCACAUAAGAGGAUCAACAUUUCACGGGAAGCGUCUUUUCGAACAUCGAACAUUAGUGAAGAGAACAAAGCCAGGCAAAUGUUACGGGAAAAAAUGCUUGUGAACGAAUUACGAGAGAAGAUACGUCGAGAACGGCGCACAAUUGAUGAGGACAAAAACUGGUAGAAGAAAAAGGGCUUCAAAAMCAAGUGAAAAUUGAGAAAUAAAUCGCGCCCCAUUCCAUGUAACUGACCAUGGACGAACGAGUAACAAUGAUCAACACUUCACAWUCAGAGGAAUAAAACAGGAUUUUAUGAAUAAACAAGUACAGUCAUGUGUCAGAUUCGUUCAGAACUAAUAAAACAACAUGGUCUUGAAUAGUGGUACUAAAGUGGAACAUACCACUGUAACUAUGGGUGGAAGAAAGACUUUUUCACAUAACAACAUUUACAUAAAAGCUAAUCCUAUAGGUACCAAAUUACUAGAAAACAGUCGACUUCAUGACAAUCAUUCRUGUCAAAAACUGGCUCAAUCGAAAAUAUCAAGGAAAAGAGUAAAAUUAAUAAUUUCUGAUGUCUGGAAAAGAGAGUGGGAACUCAUACGUCACUCAUCUCAUGUUAAAAAAAAACUAAGGAUGAUAUAAUAUCUUGGUUUUAUUCAUUUUUGAAGAGCUAUCGGCGCGGWAUCUUAUAAAGAGAUUUUAAACCACAAAGUUUGUAAAUACAGCACCUUUGUUGAUAAAACCAA